UAGAAAUAUAACUUAAUUCUCCGUGAUAACUUCAGCUGUUUGCACACAUAAAUGUUGUACUUAAUUGUACCCAUUGCAUAACUUAAAUCGGUCAUUUCACGUAAUUUUCUGCUGCACGUAGCUUGCAAUAUAUUUUAAUCUGUUAAGUAAUCCAAGUAAUAUGCAGAUAACAGUCCUUGGUGCUGGAAUAUCCGGCGUAACGACAGCCCUACGCCUGCAAUCUGCGUUACCAAAGGCGUCCAUCAACAUAACUGCAGAACAUUUCAAUUCGGAUACACUUUCUGCGGGUGCUGCUGGGAUUUUCCGGCCGGGAAGUGGCCUUCGUGGUGGUGCGGGUCAAAAUGUUGGCGAUUGGAUCAAGUCUUCGUACAAUUACUACUCUUCCAUCCUUGCUUCGCGAGAUGCAUCAGUUGCUGGAAUCAUGAGGGUCGACGGGUAUUUGUUUUCCAGUGGGGAAGAGUCCGUCGUCAGGAACCCAUUGCUUGAAAAUCUUCUCCCAAUCUACCGAAUGGCAACGGAAGAUGAAAUUACUGAAAUCUGUCCAGAUUCAAACUUCAAACAUGGAGCUUAUUUCCAAACGAUGGUGAUUGAAAGCGAAAAAUUUCUUCCGUGGGGGAUUCAGAAGUUCCUUCAAGCUGGAGGAACAAUGACUCAAAAAAAGAUAAACUCAUUCCAAGAAGUGAAUAACAACAAUUUAAUCAUUAACUGUACUGGACUGGGUGCAAGGAAGCUUUGUCAAGAUAAUCGAGUAGUACCGAUACGAGGUCAAGUUUUUAAGGUCAGAGCCCCAUGGAUAAAAAUGUUCUACUAUGGGGAUUACGACACAUACAUCAUCCCCACAAGUACGCAAGUGACCCUGGGUGGCACUCGCAACUUUGACUCGUGGAACACAAAUAGUGACGAAUUUGACGAGGCCUCAAUCUUGGCCCGUUGUUCUAAACUAAUUCCAAACUUGAAAAAUGCAGAAAUAAUUAGAAGCUGGGUGGGUCUCCGCCCUUAUCGUGAUCAAGUCAGGGUAGAGUUUGAUGACAAAUUGUGGAGCGAGAAAGGUAUCCAGGUAAUUCACAACUACGGUCAUGGCGGAUAUGGAAUCACGGCUUCAGGAACAAGUGAAGAAGUUGUCAAGCUUGUUCUUGAGAAAAUGAGAAUGAACAAGAGCAAAUUAUAAAAAGUCUUGUCAUUACUUUAUAUUAGUAAUAUAAAUGCCACAAAAUAAAUUCAAUUGAAUUUCAUAUCAAUUUACAAA
Messenger RNA from Folsomia candida, 1246 nucleotides. It is a transcript of the gene Daao1, whose product is annotated as D-aspartate oxidase. The transcript is spliced from 9 exons. Gene Ontology annotation, molecular function: D-amino-acid oxidase activity; FAD binding. The coding region runs from base 161 to 1168 and encodes 335 amino acids. Lineage: Eukaryota; Metazoa; Arthropoda; Collembola; Entomobryomorpha; Isotomidae. The record is from RefSeq and is a predicted model, not a curated record.